Messenger RNA from Vigna unguiculata (cowpea), 915 nucleotides. Its product is annotated as DET1 complexing ubiquitin ligase. NCBI's taxonomy places the organism in Eukaryota, Viridiplantae, Streptophyta, Magnoliopsida, Fabales, Fabaceae. The record is from RefSeq and is a predicted model, not a curated record. Gene Ontology annotation, cellular component: Cul4-RING E3 ubiquitin ligase complex. Gene Ontology annotation, biological process: positive regulation of proteasomal ubiquitin-dependent protein catabolic process.
AGGAACUCAUGAGUUACUUCAAUUAAUGAUCAGUCUUUAAUGGUGGCUGCAAUUUUCAGCUUUUCAUUUUUCCAACCUUGCCCUUUUCUUUCACUUCUCUACCAUAACAUAACUUUACCACAUUCCCCAUAGAUCUGAAAUCCCUACUCAGAAUUUCACAGGUUUACCAGGCACAAAUAUAAUCCCGUGCAAGUGGGAAUGAAUAAUUGGGUUUAGAGUUAGAGCAGGUGGUGUGGUGUCCUAUGCAAUGAGUGCACAAAUGUGAUGUGCAGUUCAGUCCACAACAGCUGUUUCUUGAGUCGGAAUUUGUGUUGUGUGUGUCAUUGGCUUCCUCAUCUAUUUCCUCUUUUUUCACGCCUUAAUCUCUCUGAAAUUUGUAGCAGCAUCCAUCACUCUAUGGAGUCUGUACUGGGUAAUUGGCCAUCCUAUGACCCUCACAACUUCAGUCAGCUUCGACCUUCCGAUCCUUCAAGUUCUUCUAAAAUAGCACCGGCCACUUACCAUCCUACUCACAGCAGGACCCUUCCACCACCUGAUCAAGUGAUAAGCACUGAGGCCAAAAAUAUCCUCCUGAGACAUAUCUAUCAGCAUGCUGAGGAGAAGUUGAAACCAAAAAGAGCAGCAUCUGAUAAUCUUUUACCAGAGCAUGGAUGCAAGCAACCUAGAGUUUCCAGUUGACACAUGUCAUUGGCCAUCUUUUACAUGUGAUUGUGAGCUACUUUCCCGUAGAUAUACCCUUAUUUUUCAAGAAUUUGGUUCUUGUUUGGAAUUGUGAACUAUUUUUCCAACUAUACAAUGGGGAGUUUUGUAAAUAUAAUUACCCAUCAAAAUUUACAGGAAAGGAAUGAUGAUGCUUUCAUUGUUUAUUUUUGUGCCAUGGCCUAUUGUGCUAUAGUGGUAACAACCGAUUCUCCA